Molecule: messenger RNA, 6017 nt
Organism: Orussus abietinus
Lineage: Eukaryota; Metazoa; Arthropoda; Insecta; Hymenoptera; Orussidae
Product: myosin-2
Exons: 27
Coding region: 1406-5743 (1445 amino acids)
Source: RefSeq, a predicted model, not a curated record
GACGCCUCUCCGUCGACUCGCUAAAUCGUCGACGGUGUUCCCCUCGAGACGGGAAAGGCGGUCGGACAGUUAACGAUAUCGCCCAUAGAGAAAUUCAGAAAACUCCCCGACGCAUCAAGUGAAUCGAAGAAAAAUCCCGGAAAAAGGAAACUCGAAGACUAAGGCCUCCGCGAAUUUCCUGAUAAGUCUUCCGAACGGACUUUCAAAGACUAUGAUAGUGGAUUAUUGGGGACUCUCGUGUUCUCGAGUUUCGGAAAAAGUGUGGGAUCCUGAAAGACCAGGAAAAGCAACGGGCAAACUCGAUCUUAGACACGUCUAGAAGGUAUUCGGAAGAUCUUGGGAACCGGAAGUGUUAGAUUGACGUCCCUUUUCGCUGAAGAUCGAGUAAAAGUGGAGUGACUUCGAGUGGUUAUCAGUUUCCGAGCUCGUCGUUGUUAGCGAAAUUAACGUCGAUUUAGAGCGUCGAAAUCGGCUGGAUUGAAAGUCGGGCAAAAAGUCGGAAAUAACAGACGAGGAAGAAGAGAAGAAAGGAGGAAAAACACGUCUAGAAGAUAUUCGGAAGAUCCUGGGAACCGGAAGUGUUAAAUUGACGUCGCUUUUUGCUUAAGACCGAGUAAGAGUGGAGUGACUUCGAGUGGUUAUCAAUUUCCGAGCUCGUCGUUGUUAACGAAAUUAACGUCGAUUUAGAGCGUGGAUUGAAAGUCGGGCAAAAACGCGGAAAUAAAAGACGAGGAAGAAGAGAAGAAAGGAGGGAAAUCUUGAGAAUCGCAGUGUUUCGAGAAUUCCUUAAAGACAUUGAAAGGACAAUUCCCGAUAUAGAGAAGCUACAAAAUGUCCUACGUGCAGGAUUACGAGGACCAGAGAUGUCCAAAGAGAAGAUCCACGUGGGAUCGAUCCUAGAUCCGAGAAAAUCGCCGCCUCCGCUUCCGCGAUGACGCACGUUAAGAUUUUUCCGACAUUUCGCGACAUACACUCACAAGUUAUUUACUGCAAAUAACGCUUCAAGGAUUUCCCAAAAGGGUGGCAUAAAUCAAAAAUUUCUUUUUUUCCCCGGAAGAUAAUGCGUGCCUUUUUUUUCCAAACUCGGAUACGCUGGCUCCUGAAGAGCGUUUUAAGUAUUAGGCUAAUAGAUCUCGAAAUAGAUCAAGCGAAGGUAAUCGGAAAUAUCCCGCCAGCUCUGAAGGAACUUAACGAAUCGCGUUAAUUCGCUCGCGUCUCGUUUUUUACAUUCGUCCGCGCUGCUUUUUUUAUCGACUGCUUUCCCACGUUUUCUUCGUGAUUCCCUUUUUCCUGCUUCUUUUUUUUUUUUCUUCCCGUUUUAAUGAAGAUGAAGAGCACUAUCUCGCUCGUUUUGGGGUCGAGCGGAUUUUUCUGAGGACCUCGCCAGAGAGAAUAGUCGAAGACAAUGCAUCACAUGUAUCCAACUUCCAAGGGGGACCCUUUGUGUCCUCUUGGCUUCCAUCCUCAGGUGCGAUGGCCCACAAGGUGUAAACGCUGCUUCAGGGACUACAAAGAGCACGUGGGAAGAAAAGGAAGCUUGAAAGACACCACCGCUUCUUCACCGAGUCUUUCGCCAUGGGAACCGUCAUCAGGAAAAGCUGCCGAAGUGACGGACAAGAGGACCUGGGCGUCUACUUCGAAUUUGUCAAAAGAUGACGGGAAAUUCCUCCCGAAACCCGAAUCUUCGAUCGGAUGGACUUCCGUUCAAGAUUUGCCUUCCGCGGAAAACGAGGAUUUCGUUAAACCGGAUGUCAGCAGGACUGUCACUGUCAAAUCGAAAAACUACCUGGGUUCGCAAUCUGACAGUUUCGACAUUCGACGACACUCGUCGGAUGAGACGACCCUCGAUCAUCCCCAAAAAUUGCAAAUCAAAGGCGUCAUUGACAAAAGCAAAGGAACGUCAUCGGAAAAUGACGUGGAAUUCAUUAUCCAAGUGAAAAAAUCCCGAUCCAAGGAACCUAACAAGUCACCGAAUCCUCCGAAGGAAGGAACCGACGAAAGCGUCUCCACGAAGGAAGGAAAAGGAGGAAAAACGGAAAAGAAUGAAAUCGAGAAGUUGAAGGCGCAACUGAACGACAUGAAGGCGAGAUGCGAGAAGGUGGAGAAGGAGAAAAGUGACAUUUUACUGAGGCGAUUGGCGACAAUGGACAGCGUCUCCAACAAGUCUGGCAGCGAAGUGUCGAAACUUCAGAAAUCCCUGAAAGAAGUUCAAUUAAAGAACGAUGCUCUCGUCGAUGAAAAGUCUCAUCUGUCCUCCAAAGUGAAGAGUCUGGAAAAGGAGCUUAACUCGAAACCUUACAGAAACGACAAAGACAAGACAAACGAAGACUUAAGGUCGAAGUUGAAAGCGGCCGAGACACUUUGCGAGACUCUAAUGGACGAAAACGAAGAUAUGAAGAGAGAAAUAAGGGACCUGGAAGAGGAGAUAUACGAGAUGCAGGAUAACUUUAGGGAGGAACAAGCUGACGAAUACACGACUCUCAGGAAGAAUUUGGAACAAUCGAACAAGAACUGCCGAAUUCUCUCGUUUAAAUUGAGAAAGAUCGAACGGAAGGCUGAACAACUCGAAGUAGAGAAACUGGACGCGGAAAAGAGAUAUCAGGAGAUGAAGAAGGUCGAGGAUGUCCUAAAGAAGUUGGGAAACGAGUACAAAAACAGAUCGCAGAAGAAGACGACGGACUUCACGACGAAAAUUCAACUUCGCAAAAUGGUAGACGACAUGGAGAAGGAAAUGGGUGACGUUAUCGGCAUUUUUGCGAAAAUCAUCGAGGGGAAGGACGUCGACGUGUCGAAGCUGAAGCACGAGGAUAACACAAAAUACGAGAAGCUUUCUAAGGAGCACGAAUUGUUGAAACAGAAACUGGAUAAGACUUUGAAGGAGUUGGCUAGCGAAAAAGAGACGAAAAAGUCCGAGGCCGGUAAGACCGUUGACGACAAUAAGAACACGGAUUUACAAGGAUUGAAAAAGAAACUGGAAGAGGCAGUCACUUCGAAAGAGGAGUACCGAAAAUCCUGGGAGGCGGAAAAGGCGAAACUUCAGGAAGAGAAGGAGAAGCUGAAGUCGAAAUUGUUGUCCCUUUCGGCGGAAAAAUUGAAACUGUACAACGAAGUCGUUCAAUUGAAGAAGGACUUGGAGGUAGCUACGUCAUCGGAGGUGGAAAAUGCUAGAAUGGAAGGAUUGCUGAAUGACCUGAAGAAAGAAUUAUCCCUGGAGAAAGAAAAGACGAAGAACCUGCAAAAUGAGCUUACUUCAUAUACAGAGAAGGAGAGCAGGAUGACGAAGACUCUUGCUUCUGCGGAACAGGCGAAGGCGCAAACGGACGCAGAGUUGAAACGAACGAAACAGGAAUUGGAGAUCUUGAAGAAUUCAACGAGCAUGAAAAUAUCGGAGAUUACUGGUGAACUGGUGGAGGCGAAAAAGGAGAAGGAGAAGAUUAAACUGCAAGCACAGAAGGACGUACAAUCGAAGGAAUCCGAGCUAGCUACCCUGAAGAAGAAGGUCCUCACCCUGGAGAAAGCUGGGGCGAACACGAAGAAGAUGAACGAGCUUAAGGAAACCUACAACGAAAGAAUCAUGAAUCUUGAGAAUGAAGUUAAAAAGGGCUUGAAGGACUACGAGGAGCUUAACGCGAAGCACGGAAAAUUGCUCGACAAUAAGACGCAAAUCGAAACCGAGAACCAAAUUCUUAACAGUAAGCUGUUGGCUCUUAAACAUGAUUUGGGCAGCUCCGAUAACGAGCUGAAAGCUCUCCAGGACACGCUUAAGUCGAAGGAGAGAGAAUGGCAGACGGAGAAAACGAUGCUGGAGGAGAUAACGCAGGGAAAAACCUCCAGUUCGGCGUUGGACGAGGCCAAAGAUGAGAUCGGCAGGUUGAAGAGGGAAAAUCGCUCCCUCGUGGAACAAAUGGAAAACGUAAAGAAAACCAACGACGACCUCAUCAGCAAGUUAAAAGACUUCAACACCGUGACGAAGAUUCAGAGAAACUUGUCAGCUGAUAGCUCGGCUCUCGAGUCGGAGCUUCGAAAGGCGAAAAAUGCUUUGGCUAAUGUCGAAAAGGCGAAAAAAGCCGACGUGGCCCAGUGCAAGCUCCGUUACGAGCAUCGAAUCACAGCCCUGAACGAGGAAAUGAAAUCGAUCCAGAAUCAGCUCUCCAGGUACAAACGAGAGCGAGAUACAUAUAAGCACAUGUUGGAAGGUGCUCAGAAAACAAUCGCCAGUCUCAAAGUAGCCAGACAACGCAGACAAUCGAACACAUCUACUGGGAAAUCCGACGAGGAUGAAGAAUUAGCAACGACUAACGUCUCUAUCCUGGAGAAGCAGAUCAGCUGCAUGGAAGACGAGCUUUCCGAAAGUCGGCUCGAAGCUUCGAAGCUCAAGACGGAAUUGGUCUCGGAAAAGUCAGCUAUGCAAGUUAAGCUCUCGGAAAUGCAAUCGCGCGUUAACGAGCUGGAGGAGGAACGAAUGCUGGCGAGCGGCAGGACGAAAAUUCCUGGCCUGAAAGUUCGCAUGGAGCUUGCAUGGCAAAAAGAACGAGAGGAGCAACAAAGAUUGCUGCAAGAAACGGCCACCCUUGCCAGAGAUUUGCGACGAACUUUGUUUGAGAUGGAGAGGGAAAGGGACAUGGAACGGCUCGAGACGAAGAGGAAACAAGACCAAAUGAAGAAGCUCUUCGAUGAGGAGAAAGAAGAAAGUAAAAAGAAAUUAACAGAGCUGCAAUGCGACUUGCUCGAGUUGCGAGACGCCUACGCAAAGCUGCGAAUGAGCAACGAGAAAAUGAGGAGGGAAAAGGAGCGCCACGAACGAGAGCGAGAGGAUCUCCGUGAAAUAAUCGCCAGCAAGAGACGUAACGAGCAAAACGAAGCGAGAAAUGUUAACGUACUUUUGCAACAGGUCGACGACCUGAUGAGACUCUUUCCGGAGCUGGGGAAUAAGACCGAAAGCAAACCGGAGGCACCAUUUACGCCGACGCCCCCCAGGAGGCUGAAGGGACCAAAAUCGAGGGAGUCUUCGCCCAUGCUGGAGUCAAAGGAGGAUCCGAAGAACACAGCUGCCAACCUGGGUGGUAGAACGGAGAAGUUGGAGUACACUAUCGGGAAGUUAAUGGAAGUGGCGAGAGAACUUCAAGAUUCGAAGAGGGCCAUCGACGACACCACCGCGACAAGGGCGAAGAAAUUCGGCAAACGCUCCGCGUCCACAGAUGAUGACAGUGGAAGAGGAACAACUCCAAGCCGGUCCUCGACGAGCACAACCGGUCGAGGGCCGAGUUUGAAGAGGAAGAGCCUCUCUUUGGAACAAACUUCAGGGAAACACGAACAAGUCAUAUGGGGAACGGACAGUAACGUGUCGAGCUUGCAAUCGCUGAAUGGAUCGGAAGUGGACUCGCGACAAUUCGGUACUCAAAGGGAUUCUAGCGUCGACAGCCGGCUAUCCGGGGGCUCCACCAAGAGCGAGAUGCUGCACAGGGAGAAGAAGUACCCCAAAGGGCUGAUUAGGAAGAUAACCACGAAGCUGACGAAGUCGGCCAGCAUGGACGAUCCUAAUAGCUCCUUCGAAUUUUCGAUUCAGACGUCGGGGUCCGAGGGAAGCAUCUACGAGGAAAUCAAGCCGGACAAGAAGAACCUGAAGAAGAAGUUGACGGACAUGUUCAAAAGAGGCUCCAAGAGCAACGGCCUGGACAAGAAAUCUGGUUCCCGCGAGCCGAGCAGACCAUCGUCCAGGAAUUCCGCGGUCUCGAAGACAUAACUGAAAUUAUCCACUCUACAACUAUAAAUCCUCAUUGUUCCGUGUCGUAGGUCAUGCACGCGUGCGUGAUCCAAUGCCUAUAAAGAAAAAAGUGUCUUAUUCGAGUCGACUGAUUUGAAGGGGGUCUCCACUUCACCUUAAACAAUGCCCUCUAAAAGUGAAACUGCGAGAUGAUGCUGGAAUUUUUUACUGCGACCCUCGAGUAACGUUAAACAAAGUUACCUUAGCCUUAGAGUACCAUCCGAUUAGGGUUUUAUAACUACGUAAAGUACUG